AUGGUGCCCGAGGGUGAGAGCGAAAACGAAGAAGAGGAGGAGGAUCGGCUGAUGCGGCACAAGCGUUUUCGCUAUGUAACUGAAGGUCACAUGAGCGACGGACGCAGUUCAGAAGAGGAGAACGACCAGGACGCUGAUGAAGAGGAACUCGCUGGACGUCGUGAGGUAGGUUAA
Molecule: messenger RNA, 174 nt
Organism: Dibothriocephalus latus
Lineage: Eukaryota; Metazoa; Platyhelminthes; Cestoda; Diphyllobothriidea; Diphyllobothriidae
Source: the annotation of a GenBank genome assembly